GACGCCACCACCGCGCGACAGCCUACCGGUGUGACGUCAGCGCGCGUGCGCAGUUUGGCGCCGCCGGGAAGGUCGCAGCGGUGACCGGCCCAACAGCCGCCGCCGCCGCCUCCGCCAUGUUGUCAGUGGCCGCCCGCUCCGGGCCCUUCGCGCCCUACCUGUCGGCCGCAGCGCACGCCGUGCCCGGCCCGCUGAAGCCGCUGGCGCCGGCGGUGGCGCGUCGGGCCGAGAAGGUGCCGCUGGACGCGAAGCGGCCUCUGCUCUGCCGGGAGUCGAUGAACGGCCGGUCGGCCCGGGGGGGCCUCGUCGCCGGCGCCAGCCUCAACGCACCUGCCAGUGUUCGUUGCGUCCAUAAUGAUGUCGCAGUACCUGACUUCUCUGCCUAUCGUCGUCAAGAUGUGCUAGAUGCCACCACAUCUUCUCAAGGCAGCAGUGAAGCUAGAAAAGGGUUUUCCUACCUGGUGACUGCAACGACAUGCGUAGCAACUGCAUAUGCUGCUAAGAAUGUUGUCACCCAGUUUAUUUCCAGCCUGAGUGCCUCUGCUGAUGUGCUAGCGUUGUCAAAGAUCGAGAUCAAGUUAUCUGACAUUCCAGAAGGCAAGAACAUGGCUUUCAAGUGGAGAGGGAAGCCCCUUUUUGUGCGUCACAGAACCCAGGCAGAGAUUAAUCAGGAAGCUGAAGUUGAUUUAUCUAAACUGAGGGAUCCGCAGCAUGACUUAGACAGAGUAAAGAAACCAGAAUGGGUCAUAUUAGUAGGUGUCUGCACUCAUCUUGGUUGCGUACCCAUUGCUAACUCUGGAGAUUUUGGCGGUUAUUACUGCCCUUGCCAUGGCUCCCAUUACGAUGCCUCUGGCAGAAUCAGGAAAGGUCCCGCUCCCUAUAACCUUGAGGUUCCGACUUACCAGUUUCUUGGUGAUGAUAUGGUGGUUGUUGGCUGAAUAACGAAGCGCUUGCUCACUUUCGUGUUCUGUGAAUGUACAUUCAAAUGGGUUAACUGAGAUUCUGGAAUACUGUAAAACCAGAUGAUUCUGAAAACAUAGUAGCUGUCUAGAUUCUCAACCAGAAGUAUGUUUGAAUACUUCCCUGUGUUCGAUUUUAAUAAAAACUCGGAGUGAGCACUUGUUCCUGACUUAAAA
This is a messenger RNA of Grus americana (Whooping crane), 1136 nucleotides long. RefSeq names its product cytochrome b-c1 complex subunit Rieske, mitochondrial. Gene Ontology annotation, molecular function: 2 iron, 2 sulfur cluster binding; quinol-cytochrome-c reductase activity. The record is from RefSeq and is a predicted model, not a curated record. Gene Ontology annotation, cellular component: membrane. The transcript has 2 exons. Lineage: Eukaryota; Metazoa; Chordata; Aves; Gruiformes; Gruidae. Gene Ontology annotation, biological process: mitochondrial electron transport, ubiquinol to cytochrome c. The coding region runs from base 117 to 938 and encodes 273 amino acids.